Messenger RNA from Durio zibethinus, 2194 nucleotides. RefSeq lists its product as uncharacterized. Gene Ontology annotation, molecular function: GTPase activator activity; small GTPase binding. The record is from RefSeq and is a predicted model, not a curated record. NCBI's taxonomy places the organism in Eukaryota, Viridiplantae, Streptophyta, Magnoliopsida, Malvales, Malvaceae. Gene Ontology annotation, biological process: regulation of GTPase activity.
CUGUUCUGGGUUUUUGAAAUAAUUCGAUUUUCGAUUUUCAAAAUUUUUAUUAUUAUAAUAUGAAAAAAGAACUUUCAAUUAGCCAUAUCCAAAAGUGCGAGCUUUUUCUUUGUCUUGUUUGUAACUCGUUCUCUUAUCAGUUUCUUUAAAUAAAACCCAUUUGCAAGACUCAGCCAUUCUUCAAAUUUCCAAGCUUGGGAGCUUGAAAAAAUUGACCUUUUCAUGGUUCAAAGCUUAUAGCUUUCUCUCAUUUUUGACAAAGCCCUUAUAAGCCAUUUCUUCUUUUCUCUUGAUCUAUCAAAAAGAAAAAAAAAAGAAAAUGUUUGGUACCCAAAGCAAAAGGGACCUUGCCUUGGAAUUGCAGGCACAAAUUCCAAUCUUAAGGCCAAGCAUCCAUGCAAGAAGGGCAAAUCUAACAGUGAAAUUCCAAGACCUUUAUGGGUUCACGGUAGAAGGCAAUGUGGAUGAUGUUAAUGUGUUGAAUGAGGUAAGAGAAAAGGUAAGGCAACAAGGGCGUGUUUGGUGGGCACUUGAAGCAAGCAAAGGGGCCAAUUGGUAUUUGCAGCCACAGGUUUCUUCAAUAUCUGAAGGAAUUGUGUUGAAAUCUUCACUUAAAUUGUCAGCUUUGGCUAAUGCAAUUACAUUGAAGAAGCUUAUUAGGAAAGGUAUACCCCCUGUGCUUAGGCCUAAGGUUUGGUUUUCGCUUUCGGGUGCUGCCAAGAAGAAGUCUACGGUUCCUGAAAGCUAUUAUAAUGAUUUGACAAAGGCGGUGGAGGGUAAGGUCACACCUGCUACGAGGCAGAUUGAUCAUGACCUUCCACGAACCUUCCCUGGUCAUCCAUGGUUGGACACUCCAGAGGGCCAUGCAGCACUCCGGCGUGUGCUUGUAGGUUAUUCUUUUCGUGAUUCUGAUGUAGGCUACUGUCAGGGCUUAAAUUAUGUUGCUGCAUUGCUAUUGCUUGUUAUGAAAACAGAGGAAGAUGCAUUUUGGAUGCUUGCCGUCCUUCUUGAGAAUGUUUUAGUUAAUGACUGCUAUACAAAUAACUUAUCUGGAUGCCAUGUUGAGCAAAGGGUUUUUAAAGAUUUGCUUGCUAAGAAGUGCCCAAGGAUUGCUACUCAUUUGGAAGCAUUGGAGUUUGAUGUCUCCCUUGUAGCUACUGAGUGGUUCCUGUGCCUCUUUUCUAAAAGCUUGCCUUCAGAGACAACUCUACGGGUGUGGGAUGUCCUUUUCUAUGAGGGUGCCAAGGUUCUUUUUCAUGUAGCUUUGGCUAUAUUUAAGAUGAAGGAAGAGGAGUUGCUUCUAACGCAUCAGGUUGGUGACAUUAUUAAUAUAUUACAAAGAACUACCCAUCACCUUUUUGAUCCUGACGAGUUAUUGACGGUUGCAUUUGAUAAGAUCGGUUUUAUGACGACGAACACUAUAUCAAAGCAAAGGAAAAAGCAAGAACCAGAAGUAAUGAAAGAACUUGAUCAGAGAUUGAGAAGACUAAACUCUCUCAGAGCUGAUGACAAAUAACAAUUAUUGUGAGCAGACCAAGUUGUAGAUCAAACAUCUUACAAUCGACCCGCUUUCUGUAUGUAGAAGAACAUGAAUUUAAUGCCUUAUAUUCACUCUGCCAAGGACCAGGUAAAGAGUGUUUUUUUUUUUCCCAGGAUGUUGUAGGUGAUAAAAUGUAAAUUUUGAAUCCAUACAGACUACACAGCUGAAGUUACUUUGCAAAUCAGUCUGGGCACUGUUGAAUUUUGUGUGCCCAGUGAUUUUAUUUGCCAUUGGCUGCUUCUCAAAAUGUUUCUAAGGUUACUCUAAACAAGUUUAACCCCUUUUUCUCUAUUAAAAGUUUUAAACAAUUGCCAACUAUUCCUUGUAAAGCGAAGGAGAGUAGGUAAGGAAAUGAAAUAAAGUUCAUAUUCUUCUUGGUUAUUUAUAUAUACAAGAAAAAUAGAGAUGGAAGAGGAAGAAGAAAGAAAUGAUUUGCUCUGUCUCCCAUCCUUUUCUAUGCAAUUGAUUGACAGACCUCCAAUGGAAUGUAAUGUCAGCAUCUUCCAUCACGAUGUUAAUUUUUUUUUAUUCCUGUAAACUUCUUUUCAACAUUUUUCACCUACUUCGUGAAACAUUUAAACAAACCAAUAAACCUCAAUUCGAAAGCUGUAAAGUUUGUUAAAAAAAAAAAGGAGGAUAGCUGUAAAGUUUUGU